This is a messenger RNA of Penicillium robsamsonii, 450 nucleotides long. RefSeq names its product MAPEG family protein. Bases 1 to 450 code for a protein of 149 amino acids. Gene Ontology annotation, cellular component: nuclear envelope; endoplasmic reticulum; membrane. Gene Ontology annotation, molecular function: glutathione peroxidase activity; glutathione transferase activity. The transcript has 3 exons. Lineage: Eukaryota; Fungi; Ascomycota; Eurotiomycetes; Eurotiales; Aspergillaceae. The record is from RefSeq and is a predicted model, not a curated record.
AUGGUCGCAUUCAUUAUUCCUAGCAACUACGGUGCUGUCAUUGGCGUCGCCCUCGGCGCCAUUCCCGUCUUGGGAUUCGUUCAUGGUUGUAUCACUGGUAGCUUCCGCAAGGAGGCCAAGGUGCCCUACCCUCACAGCUAUGCCUCGAUGGAGCUAUGCAAGGAAAACCGGAAAGCUGAACAGUUCAACUGCGCCCAGCGCGCUCACACCAACUUCCUCGAGAAUGCCUCGCAGACAAUGCUCUUCACCCUGGUCGCUGGUCUGAAGUACCCGGAGUUGGCUGCUGGUCUGGGUGCUCUGUGGGUUUUCUUCCGCGCUCUUUUCCUUUACGGCUAUGUGUACUCCAACAAGCCGCAGGGCAAGGGCCGCAUGGUAGGCGCAUUCUUCUGGCUGGUGCAGGGUGCUCUCUGGGGAUUGAGUGUCUUCGGUGUUGGAAAGGAACUGCUUUAA